AUGGCGGCUCAAGAAGUGAAGCGGCCAUUGAUGAGCUUUGCUCCGUUUCAGAACGAGGGAAACAGGAGAGACAAUGAGUUGGGAGUCUUUUAUCCAAUCGUACUCCGAAGGCUUGCACACAAUCGGUGUUUUUGGCAACAGCCCGGACGAGCCCUCAUUAUUAAGCCGACAAAAGUGCCCAAUAAUGUCGAAUAUCUCACGGCCAUCGUUCAGAGGCUGCAAGAAGCUCUCGUGAGUCGGGUUAAGCGUCUCGAAGCAUAUUAUCCCUUCGAAACAGUCCUCCAAUCCGAGUCGGUUCAAGACUUUCACGGCGUGGACUUUGUCAGCAUUCGUGAAGAUCUGUUUGUUUUACGGGACAAUUGGAAAAAAAAAAAAAAAACGCCGAUUAUUAUCAUUUGGGAUUACAAGUUUUUUGGUCGAGAAACCGACCGGCACAGAGCUCGGAAAUGUACUUACGACUUUUCGAACGGGCAAACUCGGCAAGAGGCUUCGCAAGACCGGGUCCGGUUUCAGAUUUUCAUAAGGCAACCGCCCGUGGACGAAGCUGAAAACAUGCCGAAAUUCGGACAUGUUAGUAAUAUAGUAAUAUAG
Molecule: messenger RNA, 591 nt
Organism: Striga asiatica
Lineage: Eukaryota; Viridiplantae; Streptophyta; Magnoliopsida; Lamiales; Orobanchaceae
Source: the annotation of a GenBank genome assembly